AUGACGGCGCUCAAGCUGUCCCUCAUGGCCUUCAGCUUCGUCUUCUGGGCGGCCGGGCUGACCAUGCUCAUCAUCGGCCUCUGGGCCAAGGUGUGGCUGGGCGGCUACCUGGCGCUGUCAGCCAGCGACUACCCCAACGCCCCCGCCAUCCUCUUGGCCACGGGCACUGCCGUCAUCGUCUGGGGCUUCCUGGGCUGCUUCAGCGCCGCCACGGAGCACCGGGGUCUCCUGCGCACUUACGGUGCCUUCCUGAGUGCCGUGCUGGUGGCCGGGCUGAUCGCAGGGCUCUCAGGGCUCCUCUACCGCCAGGACGUGGCGCGGGGUUUCCAGGAAGGGCUGCGCCAAGCCCUGAACACCUAUGGCGAGGACGAGGCAAAGGCGGACGCCCUGGAUGCCUUGCAACGUGCCUUUGCUUGCUGCGGCGUGGAGAGCUACCGCGACUGGCUCACGACACCCUGGGCGCUCCAGCAAAACGGCUCGGUGCCCCUCAGCUGCUGCUGGGGCCGAAGGGGCUGCCAGCUGAGCCCACACAACGUGUAUGGUUUGCACCGCGAUGGCUGCUUCAGCAAGGUCUCAGCCUUUGUCAGCAGCAACAUGUUUUCUGUUGCCACUGCUGCCCUGGGACUGGCGGCGCUGCAGGUGAUCGGCAUUGUGCUGGCCUGCCUGAUGGCUGCCCGCAUCCCUGCCCACCCACUGGGCAUCGCCACCCCAUGCUGA
Molecule: messenger RNA, 717 nt
Organism: Cygnus atratus (black swan)
Lineage: Eukaryota; Metazoa; Chordata; Aves; Anseriformes; Anatidae
Product: tetraspanin-7-like
Exons: 1
Coding region: 1-717 (238 amino acids)
Cellular component (GO): membrane
Source: RefSeq, a predicted model, not a curated record